Penicillium lagena is the source of this 675-nucleotide messenger RNA. RefSeq lists its product as uncharacterized. The transcript has 3 exons. The record is from RefSeq and is a predicted model, not a curated record. Bases 1 to 675 code for a protein of 224 amino acids. Lineage: Eukaryota; Fungi; Ascomycota; Eurotiomycetes; Eurotiales; Aspergillaceae.
AUGGUUAUCGAUGAAGCCGCCCCCGCCAUCCUCGACUGUGAUGCAGUGGUCAUCACAGCAUCGGCAAGCCAGUUUGCUACACAAUCGGCAUUCAAAGAGCGUGUCGUCUGUGAUACGGUGCAGGCUCUGGACCAUCACGACUUUGUGUAUACGGACGUUCCCACAGCGUGGGGGAGUCGGUAUUCGAACUAUUAUACGACAGUUUUCGCGAUUGUCUUCACGUCGGGUCCAUACCGGACGAUCCGUAAGGAGCCCGAUUACUUCCUCCGCCCUGACGGCCUCGAGUUGCCGACUGUUGCAGUCGAGACCGGUUGGAGUGAAUCACAACCCUUACUUCACAGAGAUAUGAAUGUACUGCUCGUGGGAGGGGACCCUAACAUCAGAAGAGUAUUCAUACUGAAGUGGACAAGACUACAGUCGGGGGUCGGGGGCUCCGUCGAGCUAUGGAAGAGGCAAGUUGGACAGCCUAUCCCAAUUAUAGUCCAACGUGAGAUAGUGUUCCCUCGGCCGGCAUCUGGCAACGCACAGACAUUCUCUAUGAAAAGACGAGAUCUUUUUGGGUCGACGUUAUUGCGCGGUAGAAAUGGUGACGAUGUCCUUCUGUUUGACGUCGAGCUGCUACGGGUCAAAGCGGCCGAAGCUCUACAGCGUAUGAAUAUGACACCCGCGGUCUAA